CGCCGUGAUGAAUUAUCCAGUGUCGUUAGUCUGGAUUUGUGUUGUAUAUAGUUGGCAUUUCAUUUUUUAAUUUAAAAACAAGCUCGGUCACGCUGCAACGUAUUUAUGCUGAAAUUUGCGAACUUCAGCGUGUUCAUAUUGCCGUUCAAUUUUAUCCUUUCGAGUAGGCACACUAAAUCAAUUUUCUUUUCACCGAAGAACUUGGCAGAGUGAUAAAAAUAUCUGGAUUAAAAUCGUUUUCGAAUACUUUAGUCAUAAAGCACGUCAAUCAAAUGCAAAUUGUAAUUGUCACGGAAGGUAAGAUAAGUAUACCCUCCUAACAAGACCAGAAUCGUUUCGGUCGUUUCAUUUCGGGAUCAUCUUACGAAUUACAUUUAUGCACUGCAUUUACGCAAUGCUACCAGACGCUUGCACUGUAUGCAAGAUGUGACCUUCACCUCUAAAUAUGUACGUAUUUGUUGUUGCUAUAAUGUAUAACAAUACAACGUGCAUAGCGUUAUUUGAUCAUACGUGUGGAUUACAGCUACUUAUUCAGGUUUCACUUCAAGGCGAGGAAGCGAAACGAUUGUACCUAACAUUGUCUACCUCACAAACAUAUUAUCUCUGAAAACUUACUCACUCGACAAAUGUUAUUUUUUAUACUAAAUUUGGUUUCAUAGAAUACCACAAAAUUGAUAGCGAUAGUGCAGGACACGUAUGACGAGUUAACAGUCAUUCACUGCACUGGUGUAGGUAAUAUACAUGUGGCAGGGAAAGUUUUGUGCAUGCAUUUUCUCCAUUAUUUGAAGUUGUGAGAAUAUAGUAUUAUUUAUGUUGUAAACUAGUUAUGGGAAUAUAAUACACUAAUUACUGUCCUGUAUAAGUCUUGAUCUGAAUAUUUUCACAUGAAAAACGGUUUGAGUAGAAUGUUUGUUUCGUACUUUUGCACAUUCUUAUCUUGAGCUUCCUUGUCUUCUGUGCGUCACAAUUAUACAGACGAUGCACUGAUAAUGGUGCACGAUAAAAUGGAAAGCAGUAAUCUUUAAGCAUUCAUCCUAAUUAAUGACUGCAGAAUUCAUCGAUUGUUUGGACGACGUACGCGGUUGAGCUUCGCGGAAGACUUUCCGUUAUAGUCGUACUCUUAGGUGUACAUUGCACUGUAUAUAUUAUAACGACCUUGAAAUUCUUAACAUAUCUGUGUGAAAAAAUCGAUUUCUUCUCUCGUCUAACUUUCGUUCCCCACUUGAAAUGAUAAUUUUGUAAAGAUAACAAUGUUCAUAAUAAUGAAAAUGAUCAUCCAUCUGUUUUAAUGAAUGCGACACAUCUUGUAAACGACUGGAAAUCCAACCGAAUUCUGCUGCCGUUGAGGAACUGAAGAAGAGCGUCUCCCGAUUGAAGUUACCCAAGGAGCAUUCCCCGCGGGUUUAGAAAAUCAUUCACCAGCUAACUCUUUAUCGAGUACCAACCGAAAACAACUAACAUGGCGGACAAGAUCAAAGCAUUUUUCCAGAAAAAGAAAUCCGAUGCCAAAUUUAAGAUGGCUGGAAAGGGGUACAAAUUAACCGAAUCGACGAGUUCAUCAAAAUCGAACUCUAACGAAACAGUGAAGCCAGUGACGCGGGCGGAACCAACCACAGAAGCUAAAAUUGCAGGACAAGCUGCCCUGGCGAGGCUCGAGUCGAAGAGGCCAGACCCGACAAAGUUCAACACAUCGUACGCGGCUAUCCAGGCACAAGUCAAACGAGAACUGGAGGCGGAGAGAAAAGCGGCGAGUAAUGAGGCAAAGGAAAUCGCGCUGCCAAAGGAGCAGAAAAUCCCACAGGAGGUCGAGGCAAACCCGCUGCUCGCUGUACGCGGGGUUUAUUUUCGCUGUCCGAUUAUUUCUGACGAAAUAUUAACCAGGGACGAGUGGAAGAGCAAGAUUCGACAGUUCCUUUACGAGCAGCUCAAUUACGAGGAGCCCGGACUCACCGCCUGCCUCAUCAUUCAUAGUUGUAAUGCCGGGAAAGAAAAGGUUGAACAGUGUGUCGAAACCAUGUGCAAGUACCUUGAAAAUAUCAUCAAUAAUCCGGGGGAGGAGAAAUACUGGAAAAUACGAAUGUCCAAUCGGGUAUUUCAGGACAAAGUGAAGCCCGUCGAGGGUGCCUUGCAGCUGUUUAAAGCCGCUGGGUUUGAGAUGGUCAAACUAGCGCAUCAGGAACAGGAAGAGGACUUCCUGGUUUGGAAUCCGGAAAAAUCUUCGAUCGAGCAAGUCGGUAUACUGGUUGAUGCCCUGAGGACGGCAGAGCCCGUUCGAAUUGAGUUGGACAGAAACUUACAAGUCUUACUGCCGAGUCAGGCAGCGAAAAGAAACGAAUUACCUCCAAUUUUCUUCACCAUGUCGCCGGAGGAGAUUAAGAAGGAGCAUCAGCUCAGGUCUGAAGCGGUAGCAAAGAGUCAAAUUCUCCGUACGAAGGCGAUGCGGGAAAAAGAGGAAUUGCGAGAAAUGAAGAAAUACCGUUACGCCUUGAUACGGGUGCGUUUCCCGGACGGGGUAAUGCUUCAAGGCACCUUCGCGGUUUACGAAAGGGUCGAGAACGUCGUAGAAUUUGUCAGAGAGAAUUUGAUCAGCGACGAGAUACCGUUCGUUUUAACAACGCCGACGGGUCAUCGUCUCGGGAAUGAAGACUAUGAAAAGACCUUGGUUGACAACAGACUGGUCCCCGCAUCAAUACUGAAUUUCAGCUGGGAUACGGAGAUUUUAGAUACCAAGGGACCCACCGAAUAUCUCAAAGAAGAAAUCAUCUGCCUGAUACAGUCCACGUAAGCCUCCUCACCCUACUCGAGCUAUGAUUUUAUCUCAUCACCUUCCACUCGACAAUCGUAAGCACGGACACUCUAGUUUCACACGAAGCGAAGUUUGGAGUCUUUGUUAUUGUUCAAGCUAUAGAAAAAUCAGAUUCUAACACAUUGGUAGAAAAUGAUGCACCAAAUUAACAAAAUUUUCGAUUUUGAAUAAUGGGUGACCAUUGUGCUCACGGUGCUGAUUGAUUGUAGACAUCGUCGCGUUCCGCCGUCUCACACACGGUUUGGUUCUGUUUUUGAUAUUCUACAAGACGAUGAAACUGAAAUCAAUACGCAAGGGAAAAAAGAAACUAGAAACUGAAUAGAUCAAUUAAAGACGAAGACAAUAUUCUCUGCUGUCUGGCGUCGAAUUAUGACAUGCUUACGUCUUAUUAUACCUUUUAAUAGAAAUGUCCCCCCUAAUAAUGCGAAUAACGGGAUGUUUUGCUGAAUGAUUGCCAGGGGUAAAUGCAACACUAUGGACAUACAGGUAAUAUUUUACACUAUUGAUAGCAAAAUAUUCUCUUUGUAAUUGAAUCCAUACUUGUUAAAAAAGGAAAAAAAAAGAAAGACGAUUGGAAUAAAUAUCAUGUUUUAUUUUCA
This is a messenger RNA of Neodiprion virginianus, 3405 nucleotides long. It is a transcript of the gene Gint3, whose product is annotated as UBX domain-containing protein 6. Gene Ontology annotation, molecular function: protein binding. The transcript has 6 exons. The coding region runs from base 1460 to 2785 and encodes 441 amino acids. The record is from RefSeq and is a predicted model, not a curated record. NCBI's taxonomy places the organism in Eukaryota, Metazoa, Arthropoda, Insecta, Hymenoptera, Diprionidae. Gene Ontology annotation, cellular component: cytoplasm.